AUGCUUAGAGCUAAGCUGCGGAGAUUGUUCUUUCGUCAGUCAAAAAAUACCCUCGCAGAAGCACAUCCCCCUAAAAAUGCACCCGCACGAGGCGCAGAGAAGUCCACCCAGAAGACCCCGUUACUACAAUAUCAGACGGCGGCCAACGUCCGAAGCCCAAACCCGAAUCUCUGGCAGAGAGCAGAGGAUAACUUGAAUAGCGACCGGGAUAAGCAGCGACUCCUUCAAGCAGUAUAUGAGACGCUGGCUGAGGAGUUAGGUGAGGAGCUGCAACCGAUUGGCACUGCCGGCCGUCAGGUCCAGUUAGACAGGCUGUUUCAGAAACGAGUGAACGCGUUGGAGAAGCAGAAAUGGAAGAUACAAUUCGGUGAUCAAUCGGUGGUGGUCCAGGACUUGGUGAAUGGUCUCUUCGAAAAGGUGUUGGUGGUAAAGGGACUUGUUGAUACGGCUGCCAGCGCAAGCCCCCCAGCAGCACUGGCAUGUGCUGGGCUGUCGGUCGUAUUCAUGUUCGCUUUGCAAGCAACCAGUCAACAGGCAGUUCUUCUUCAAACAUUAGACUAUACCUCGAGUUUGAUGUGUCGCUUCCAGGUGAUGGAAGAUGUUUACCGCUCCGGCAAGAAUGCCUCGGAUUCUCCACGAGGGCACGAAGCCGAUCUGCUGAAGAAGUUUGAAGACCAUUUGACCGACCUAUACGCUGCUAUCCUCGAGUUCCAAGCCCGUGCAAUGCAUUACCUGGGAAAACGCAGUAUAGUACGGCUGCUCGGCGACGCUUUCGAACACGAAGGAUGGGAUGAUGUGUUGCAAAACAUCAAGUCUCUCGAAGUCAAUGCGGAGAAGGACGCUCAGAUAAUCGGGGCUGCCGAUGUGGAACAGCGACUCAGGGCAAUCCAAAGCACGCAACAGCACGAAGCCACGCGUCAGAUCUUAAUUGAUCGUGACAAAAAGGCCAUGAAACUCCUGCGUGCUCUGUAUACCUGUCCAUACAAAGACCGAAAAGACCGAAACGAUGACCGAGUGCCCGGCACAUGCGAAUGGUUCACACAGCAUUCCCUGUUCAAGCAGUGGCAUCAGGCCGAGGGUUCUAGUCUGCUCUGGGUGUCGGCCGAUCCAGGCUGCGGCAAAUCUGUGUUGGCCAGGUACCUCGUGGAUGACUUUCUCCCCGCCAGGAAGGAAGCCACAAUUUGCUACUUCUUCUUCAAGGAUGAUUUCUCGGAUCAGAACACUGCGGUCAGUGCGGUCAGUGCAAUUUUGCGUCAGAUCUUCUUGUCCAACCCACAGCUGCUGCGGGAACCCAUACUGGCCAAGUUCGGCACGGACGGCGAUAGGUUGACCAAGUCCCUCAAUGAUCUCUGGUCUAUAUUUACCAGUGUGGUGGCGGACCCGAGUUUCGGUGGGAUGAUUUGCAUCUUGGACGCCCUCGAUGAAUGCGAGAAGGUGAGCCGCGGCCGUUUGAUAGAAGGCGUUGUCCGUUCUUCCCGGGGAGGCUUGGGAACUGGCAAUGUGAAGUUCCUCGUCACCAGCAGGCCAUAUCUCGAUAUCUACCGAGAGUUUCAAGGUGCUCAAGGGGACCUGUCAAUGAUUCAUCUCAGCGGUGACGGCGAGGAGGAGAUAGAUCAAAUAUCGAAGGAGAUCAAUCUUGUCACUCAGAAACGGGUCGAGGACAUUGCUCGCGAACGUGGUCUCACCUCCGAGCAAUGCCAGAUGUUACUCGACGAGCUCAUGCCAGUGGUCGACCGUACUUAUCUCUGGGUCACCCUGACCAUGGAUGUCAUCCGAACUACUCCCGGCUUUACCAAGGGGAAUAUCCGGGCAGCAAUCAGUCAACUUCCUUCCACGGUUGACGACGCCUACGAGAAAAUCCUACGUCGAAGCCCGGCGCCUGAGCGAGCGAAAACAGUCUUGCAUACUAUUCUUGCCGCAGAGCGACCGCUAUCCGUGAGCGAAAUGAGCCUGGUGGUCGCCUGCGACCAGGCCUUCAAAGAAUCUGUGGAUAUUGAAGACUAUCUAGAGUUGCCGGAUGAGUUCAAAAAGACACUCCGACAAAUAUGUGGUCUGUUUGUGGUUGUGAUUCACUCCCAAGUGUACUUGCUCCAUCAAACAGCCAGGGAGUUCUUGGUGCGA
Molecule: messenger RNA, 2121 nt
Organism: Aspergillus fijiensis CBS 313.89
Lineage: Eukaryota; Fungi; Ascomycota; Eurotiomycetes; Eurotiales; Aspergillaceae
Exons: 1
Source: RefSeq, a predicted model, not a curated record